AAAUCGCGUCCAUUUCUUCAGAGCAAAACAAUGGAGUGUUGAAGAAGGGAGUGCGGCCUCGUUCUCCUCCCUUUUCUCUCUAAAUCCCCGCCUUUUCUCGAGGGAUUGAGGGCCGUGGGUUCAGUUCAUGGUAAAUCUAGUCAGCUAUUGUGAUGUGUGAGUUGAAGCCGGGAAGAAUUAUCGACUUAUGAGAGUAUCAGAGACAUGCGAAGACACAGAAGAACACAGACACUAAGCAAGGCCUGAAACAAUGUCUAUGAAACUGUCUGCCAGAUCCCAGAGGGGGAACCCAUAUGCCACACUUGAGAAAAUGCAGAAUGGCCAUGCAACCACCAUCUAUUUAGGAGAGGGACCCGGACUCCUCUCAUCUCCGACCCCAAGUUCCGAGGAAACGCAAUCGACCACAAGCCAAAGUGCUGAGGGCAAGGGUGUUCCCAGUGGGAUGUGGGUGAAUGGGCGGGAAGCAAGCGGGCUACCAUGGGAGGAGGUAGCCCGUUUGCUUGUCACAGACACCAACAGUGGCCUGCCCUCCCGAGAGGUCAUGACCCGGAGACAAGUCAUUGGUUACAAUGAAUUCUCAGAGGCUGAAGAUGACCCCUUGUGGAAAAAAUAUCUGGGACAGUUUAAGGAACCUCUUAUCCUCCUGUUGCUGGCUUCAGCCUUUGUCUCUCUGUGUAUGAGCCAGUUUGAUGAUGCAGUUGUUAUUACACUUGCUAUUGUGAUUGUUGCAACAGUUGCUUUCAUUCAAGAACUUAGAACAGAUAAAGCUCUUGAGGAAUUGAAAAAGCAGGUACCCGUCACCUGCAUGUGUCUACGUGAUGGUAAUGUCAAUGAAUAUCAGGCAAGGGAGCUGGUUCCUGGGGACAUUGUCCAUCUUAACAUUGGGGAUCGAGUCCCAGCUGAUUUAAGACUCUUUGAAGCUAAUGAUCUCAGUAUUGAUGAAUCCAGUUUCACAGGAGAAACAGAGCCAGCUGACAAGAAUAAUAAUCUUGUCACCACAAGCACUUAUGGAACCUCUGGAAGCCUAGCCAAUGUUGCGUAUAUGGGGACUUUCGUUCGCACGGGCCGUGGCAAAGGCAUUGUCAUCAGCACUGGAGAAAAGUCCCAGUUUGGUGAGCUGUUCAAAAUGAUGAUGGAAGAGGAGGCUCCCAGAACCCCUCUCCAGAAGAACAUGGAUGAGCUGGCCAAGAAACUCUCCAUAUUUUCCUUCUGUUUCAUUGGGGUUGUGUUUGCGCUUGGGUUGUACCAGGGCAUUCCCAUUCACAAGAUCUUCAAUAUUGCUGUAAGUUUAGCUGUAGCAGCAAUACCAGAAGGCUUGCCUAUAGUUGUGACAAUGACACUCUGUCUAGGAAUUCGUCGUAUGGCCCAGCGUUCAGCUUUAGUAAAAGGUUUACACACAGUGGAAACUCUUGGUUGUGUCACAACAGUUUGUUCUGAUAAAACUGGAACUUUAACAAAGAAUGAGAUGACUGUAACAUCCAUUGUCACAUCAGAGGGCGAUGAAUGCCAUGUCACUGGAGUGGGCUAUUCCUCUGAUGGCUGCAUUGUGUUUGAAGGAGGCUACUCUGACCUAGCUAAUGAGGCAGUCACAAAGCUUCUGGAAACAGGUGCUGUAUGUAAUAAUGCUGAGAUAGUUGGGGAUCAGCUGCUGGGACAACCCACAGAAGGAGCCAUACUGGCUGCUGCUAUUAAACAUGGUGUGUACAAUGCCCGAGAUAAGUACCAAAGAUUGGAAGAAAUGCCUUUCAGUUCUGAAACCAAGAAAAUGUCAGUCAAAAUCAGGAAUAAAAAAACUGGGGAAGUGGAGUGGCUGGUUAAAGGAAGUGUUGAGGCAGUUCUGGCAUCUUGCACCCAGUAUAACCAGAGCAUGGCUACCCUCCCACUGUCCCAGGAGAAAUGUCAGCAGAUCAUGUCGGCUUGCAUGGAUCGUGGAAGGCAAGGACUUCGAGUUGUUGGGAUUGCACGAGGUCCGUCCACAAGUGAGCUGAGCUACAUGGGAAUGGUUGGCAUAAUGGACCCCCCACGUGAAGGAGCCAGGUCUUCUGUUACUACUCUCCAGUCUACAGGAGUUAGUGUCAAGAUGGUGACUGGUGAUGCACAGGAGACUGCUUGUGCUAUUGCCCAGGCAGUUGGUCUUAGGGUAUGUAAACCUGGUGUCUAUAAACUUGAGUAUUUGAGAUAUACCCUGCCACUUUUAACCCAUUCAUCUGCUGUCACCCUCAGGGCAGCCAUUGAGGAAGGCAAGUGCAUCUACCACAACAUCACUAACUUCGUACAGUUCCAAGUGAGCACCAGCCUUGUGGCCCUCAGUCUCAUUGCUCUCUCCACGCUCUUUGGGUUGCCGAGUCCUCUGAACCCCAUGCAGAUUUUGCUGAUCAAUGUCAUCAUGGAUGGCCCUCCAGCUCUGACUCUUGGCAUGGAGCCUAUAGAUGAAGAUGUGAAAGUCCAGCCUCCCAGAGACACCAAGAAGGACCUCAUAACGCCCAAAAUCAUCCGCAAUUGUGUCAUCUCGGCUACCGUUAUCAUCUGUGGGACUAUGUGGGUCUUUAGGUCUGAAAUGAUGGAUGGUGUGGUGACAGCUCGAGACACAACAAUGACUUUCUCUUGCUUUGUAAUGUAUGACAUGUUCAAUGCCAUGUCAUGUCGCUCUGAAGGCAAGUCAGUCCUGGAGAUUGGCCUCACAAGCAACUGGUACUUAUUUAUAGCUUUAACAGCUACUAUAGUCUGUCUGCUUGGUGUGGUCUAUUUGCCUUUUCUGCAGUGGGUGUUCCAGACAGAGGGCCUGCAUAUCACUGACUGGAUCUACCUCCUGUGUCUGACCUCCACCGUGCUGCUGGUGUCUGAGCUAAGGAAGUUCCUGGACCGCCGGCAGGAGUACUCCAAGGGCAUCCUCAAGAAAGGCUUUUGGGUGUCAAAAAAAUCAGCCAAGGCAAACUGGAUGGAUGCUGUGUAGUAUCUUCGACUUUUUUUCUGACAUCAAUAGAGACCCUUUUUGUAACAACAGAUAUGAUCAAGGCAUGAAGUGAACGUGAACCAGAGAUUUGGCAGGUCAUUUUGAUAUACUGUUGGCUUGCAUAUGUUUUUUUUUAUUUUUUUUAUUCAACAUUACAUUUUCUGCCAUAGAAAUCUGUACUGAGGUUUCAGUACUAGUCAUUUAAUCUUUAUAUUAUUAAUAGAAUGAUUCCUAAAUACAGACUCUUUAAUUGAUAUGUGAUAUGCAUAAGUUUGAACUAACAUAAGAUAAGUGUCAAGAAGAUAUUUCAUGAUUCUUCUGUGCUCUGCGAGCUUAACUAUUUUUUCAUAUAAUGUUGAGAUAUUAAUUUUUUUCUCUAGUGAUCUGAAAAGUGAAUUUUUGAGAACAGCGAAGAGAUGGCCAUAAAUCUUAAUAGAUUAGUUUUUCUUUCUUGUGAACACUUGUUUAUUUACUCCUAAAUGAUUUUGAGUUAUUUAUUGAAAAGGUAUGGUCUAUGAAAGGGUUCAUAUAUCCUUUUUAAUUAGUGUGUCUGUUAGUGACUUGGAAAGGAGGGAGAAACUUCUGUUUAAAACUGAAUCUGUUUUUAUAUUAUUUUUAAGUUGCUUGAUUGAAGAGACAUAUCUUACUAAAUCCUUUUGUGUAUAUGUUUAUAUUUUUAGUUAUUAUUACGGGUAUGUUUCCACUCUCAGUCCCUGUGUUAGACUUUUAAAGAGAAUUUAGGACAUGAUUUUGUAAAUAUCUUCACUGCUAGGCUUCCUUUUACCUUUAUUUGAUUAGCCAUAGGAUGAACAACCAUGAAGAUGAAGUUAUUUACUGAAGAGUUCAGAAGAAAAUCAGAGAAGCAGUGAUAAUAUAUAUACUCAGCUCCACAUAUUAAUUUGAUAGUUCAUAAAUAUUUUUAUUCAUAAAACUGAAAAGGGUCACUAUAUCCAUGGUUUGCAAAGAAACUUCAAUUCAAUUGGAUUAAUUUUCAGCUCCUUCUGAAUGGGCUUUUUGAUUUACUAUGGCUUGGAAAUUUUUUGAACCUCUCAAGUGUACUUUUAGUGGGGGAGAAGGUUUUUUUUUUAUUAUCUUCUAUUUAGGGACUGUCAAAUUCUACAGAAACGUCAACCAUGUGUACAUAAACCAUUUCACACCUAAUUGUAUUUGGCUUGGCUGCACUUUUCAACAGCAAGUAAAAGUAAAUGCACCAUUGUCGUAACUAUUAACAGACCUUUUUGAUCCAAGCUUCUUUUACUGUCAUUGAGCAUAUAGGUAGGUAUAUAUAUAUAUAAAUUACAAUAAGGAUUUAUAAAGCAUAUCUCAAAACAGUAAAAAAUGGGGAAAGAAAAACUAUAUAUUUCUCAUGACUUGAACGAUGAGCAAGAUUGGUUGUGUUAAUAUUGUCUUGUAUUUGGUAUCUUCCCCUAUUUUUGACCUGUGAUUAUUAAGACACAUUUCAUCAUACUAUAUUAGGUCUCCCUUAAGAUUUAUAUUCACUAUGCAUUUUUAUAAUAAUCUAAUAGCUAAAUGUGAUCUGAACUUAUGUAUAAUAAUAUUUGCUUUUUAUUUGCAUUUCUUAUAAUACAUAGCAGAGGUUAGCAGUUCACAUGUCUUUUUUUCCAUGUUUAGAGGUUGAAUACAAGGUUUUAAUACGUA
Molecule: messenger RNA, 4612 nt
Organism: Penaeus chinensis
Lineage: Eukaryota; Metazoa; Arthropoda; Malacostraca; Decapoda; Penaeidae
Gene: SPoCk
Product: calcium-transporting ATPase type 2C member 1-like
Exons: 15
Coding region: 251-2953 (900 amino acids)
Biological process (GO): calcium ion transmembrane transport; manganese ion transport; intracellular calcium ion homeostasis
Cellular component (GO): plasma membrane; endoplasmic reticulum; Golgi membrane
Molecular function (GO): P-type calcium transporter activity; ATP binding; ATP hydrolysis activity
Source: RefSeq, a predicted model, not a curated record